This is a messenger RNA of Camelina sativa (false flax), 1131 nucleotides long. The record is from RefSeq and is a predicted model, not a curated record. NCBI's taxonomy places the organism in Eukaryota, Viridiplantae, Streptophyta, Magnoliopsida, Brassicales, Brassicaceae.
AUCAGUUUCUUUUCUCGUACGUUAUCUUUAGCAAAGAGACUUGCCCUAAUCUUUAGCGAUGAAAAUUUAAACGAAACAAAACUCGACGAAGAAACUGAAGAGACACAUUUGAAUCAUCAUUCACGGGUGAGUUGAUUCGUUUUUUUAUUUUACAUAAAGUUUCAGAAAGAUUUUGAAAACCCUUUAUCUCGGUUGUGCUUUUUCCCUGAGAACUAAACUAAUGUGUCGUUUGCCUAUUAAGUUGUUGCAGCCUUAAAUAUAAAAAAAAAUAUUAAGAAAAAAAAUCCGUUGAAAAGUGAGUAAGAAAGAAGAUCAUCGGGAGAAAUAAUAAAAGGAAAUGACAAUGGCCUGUCCGGCGAGGAGAAGCUCACUAAUGGACGAUCUCUUGGGACUUCUUAGAAUCCGCAUCAAACGUGGCGUCAACCUAGCCGUCCGUGAUAUCAGCAGCAGCGAUCCUUAUGUCGUCGUCAAAAUGGGCAAACAGAAAUUAAAGACUCGUGUUAUCAACAAAGAUGUAAAUCCAGAAUGGAAUGAAGAUCUGACUCUCUCCGUUACAGACUCCAAUCUUAACGUCCUCUUGACGGUGUACGAUCACGACAUGUUUAGCAAAGACGACAAGAUGGGUGAUGCUGAGUUCGAGAUAAAGCCGUAUAUUCAGGCUUUGAGGAUGCAACUCGAUGGACUUCCUAGUGGAACCAUUGUUACCACGGUUCAGCCCAGUCGUCACAACUGUCUAGCUGAGCAGUCUCAAGUCACUUGGGUUGACGGUAAGCUCGUCCAAGAUCUUGUUCUCAGAUUGCGACACGUGGAAUGCGGAGAGGUCGAGGCUCAGCUUCAGUGGAUUGACCUUCCUGGCUCCAAGGGUCUAUGAGUCGUUUUUUUUUACCGUUAUUUUGAGGUUUUUUAUUAAAAAAAAUAAUUUAAAACCACAAAAUCAAAAACAAGAACAUAAUUAAAGUGGGGGUGAAACAAGUAAUUGGAUCUUAAAGGAUAGAGAAUUAGAAACGCGUAUUAAUCCAUGAGGGAUAUAAGGAUUAAGAACGUUGAGGGGAAAGUAUUGUUCCCAUAUGGUGACCGAGUCCAAGUCGAGUCGUGGUUGUGGAUGUAUAUUUCGGGUUAGCAAUGCCUUAA